Molecule: messenger RNA, 531 nt
Organism: Penicillium verrucosum
Lineage: Eukaryota; Fungi; Ascomycota; Eurotiomycetes; Eurotiales; Aspergillaceae
Product: MARVEL domain-containing protein
Exons: 4
Coding region: 1-531 (176 amino acids)
Cellular component (GO): membrane
Source: RefSeq, a predicted model, not a curated record
AUGGUCUUCUUCUCAACAACCCUUGCUCGUCCACUGCAACUGGCCACUCGCGUCAUGCAGUGGAGUAGCGCUGUCAUUGUCAUGGGCCUGACCUCGUUCUUCAUCAACCGCGGUCCCCGUGGCCAGCAUACUAUCUACCAGGAAGUCAUUGCUGUCCUCUCAGUCGUCUUCUUCCUCCCGGCUUUCAUUUCGCCAUUCCUGCCCUCGUCAUUGGGCAAAUUCGUACUCGCCAUUGACGUUGUCUUCUCCUACCUCUGGUUGACUGCCUUUAUUUUCUCCGCGCAAGACUACAGCUCGGGACGAUGCUACUUCGCUAUCCCCGCCGGCAUCGGCUGCAAGCGCAAGAGGGCCAAUGAGGCUUUUAUCUUCCUGGCUUUUAUCUUCACCUUCUUCGGUAUGUUCCUUGAAGUCGCCGCUCUCUGGGCCUAUCGCAGGGAAAACACCACUGUCCGACACACAGACGAGGAUAAAGUCAAUGCUGGGACUCGUCCACCCCUUGAUGCGCCUGCAGCUCCUGCUGGAACUGUCUAA